Messenger RNA from Pocillopora damicornis (cauliflower coral), 6469 nucleotides. RefSeq lists its product as uncharacterized. Gene Ontology annotation, cellular component: centrosome. NCBI's taxonomy places the organism in Eukaryota, Metazoa, Cnidaria, Anthozoa, Scleractinia, Pocilloporidae. The record is from RefSeq and is a predicted model, not a curated record. Gene Ontology annotation, biological process: centriole replication.
UGAGAUAUGAAUUCAUCUUCUGAGUUACAAUCUAUUCAUUUCUUCGUUUUUUCUGGUUUAUCAUGAAGAAAAUGCUUGGAUCGAAGAUUAAGCAUCCUGAUAGAUAAUUGAGGAAUGAGUGUUGGGAUCAGCCAGGUGAAUUUCGAUGCUCAGGUGUUGGAAGAUGAGGAAGAAGCAGCGUUGGAGAAAGAAGAUCAAGAGAGAGAGCAAGAGAUUCGAGAGUUGUUAGACCGUGAACUGGACGAUGGACUUCUUGAUGAUGAUAAUGCAUCGUUUUCAUCACAUGAUCUUCGAAGUUCAGGAUAUAGUAGAGAAACUCCAUUCUCAGAUGAUUUUUCUGAACAAGUACCUCCAGCUAUCUUUAAUAGACAAGAUUCAAAGACAAUAAUACCAUCUGAAAAUGGGGCAUUUGAAAGACCACCUCUGAUGACACAGCGUGCAUUUCAUCUAAUCAAUGAAUCAGGAAAAAGGAAAGGGUUAAAUGCAAAUGAAGCACAAGGACCUUACAAUUAUGACAAUGGGUAUCAAUUUGAGAAUCAGUAUGAAAAUCAAGCAUUUUAUUAUAGAGAGCAGGAAAGUCCUGAUGAUGAAGGCCAUGAUCAGUACAACAGAAAAUAUAAUGGACAUGAAAAUGGUGUGAAUUAUCAUCAAACUUUGCCGAAUGAUGUUGAUGUGGAUGCUGAUGAAGGCUUUGAACAGUAUGGAAGCUACAGUCCUCAUCAACAUUUACAAGGACAAGCCUCUCCACAGCAUGGUAUGUAUGGCUAUCACUCUACACAGCCAAAGUAUCCUCGCUCAACAUUAACAGAAGACGACAGUAACCAUGGUGGUUAUAACUUGAAUGAAGAUUAUGGAGGUUACAAUGAGGAACAGGCAUAUUCACAAGCUCCUGUACAAAAUAUUUAUGCCCAUGAUGCAGACAGUAUACAGUAUUCAAAUGAACAAAAUCAUUACAGAAUGGACACUCCUGGAAAUUACAGAGUUCAUUAUCAUGGACAUCAUGAGAGAUAUCCCCAUGCAAGUGACAGGAGAACUGUGAGAGAAGAACAAGGAAGAAGUGACAGUGAAAAUGGAUUUUCAGGAGAUGGUGCUCAGGACACUACACAGCUUCAGAUACUUUACAAAGCACGAGGCAGAAAAAUUGAAGAGUUGACACAGAAACUCCAAAACCAGGAAGAGGAGAUGGCAAAAGAGAUCCGUAUUUUAAAACACCAGAUUGCAAUGAUGAAAGAUGAGCGUGACGGCAUUUCAACAAGUCUUGAAAACUCACAGAAAAUGGUGCAAGCAUGUAAUACAGAAUUGAACAAUCUGAAAGGCCAACUUGCUGCUGCUUAUCAGCAGAUUAAUGCUCUGAAAGAAAGUAAAGAGGAGGUGGUCAGCAAACUUCAUGUCAGUGAAACCACAAUUGACAGCUUGAACCAGCAGUUGGUUGAAUUAAGUCGUUCAGAAUCCUUGACUAGAGCAAAAGAACAGCAUGAAAGUGUCACAAAUGCCAUGAAGAAGAAACAUGAAGAGCAAACCCUGACACUAAAACAGAAACUGGAUGAGGCUAUUUUAUCAAGGGACUGCAAGCAUGAAGAAGUUAAUCAGUUGAGGGAUGAACUUGUCCAGAAAGCAGAAAUGAUCAAUUCAUUAACAAGAAGUCUGGAUUCCAGUCAAAAGCAAUGUCAAGAAAUCCUUAAGUCAGGGACAAUGUCAGAAAUCAACCAAUUGCGCCUGGCUCUUCAAGAGACUUCAACUGCCAGGAAUAUUGCUGAAGGCCAGUGCAUUUCUCUCAAGCAUGAGCUGUCAGAACUUCAAGAACAGAUCAAGAUGUAUGAAAGUGCAAGCAGGCUUGGUAUAGGAUCAGGGUCUGGAGGCCAUAAUGAAUCUUUGCCACAUCUGACCGCAAGAAACUUGAACAAAGAAAAUUGGAGCACUCCAAAGUCUCAUAAAAUUCCAUUGGAAGAAACAGUGAGCGAGCUAAGGAAAGAACUUGAGCACUGCUUGAUCAGUUACAAGGCUAAACAAGAACAGGUGCGUGAACAAGAGACAAACCUUGGUACCCUUAAAGUUCAGCUGAGAGAUCAGGAAAUGAAAGCUCAACGGAUGGAACAGAUUGCACAGGAACUUGAGAAUAAAUCGUUACAACUGGAGAAGAAAAUUAGAGAAAUGGAGGAUGACAAGAAAGAUCCUGAUGAGGAACAACAAAAAGUGCUCAUGGAUUUGGAAAUAACAAGAAAAAAUCUCCAGGAGUCUACUACAAACCUCAAAGAAGCUCUUCAGGAAAGAGAUGAUUUGACAGAUGCAUGUGCUGACCUUAAGCAGCAAAUGGCUGAGAUGGUCGCAGAAUUUGAUGAAGACAAAAGGAACAGUUUAGAAAAAUGCAGAGAAGCUUGCUUACAGCUUCAUGAGGAUGCUAAAAACUUGCUGAGAGAUCAGUUGAGCCAAGAAUAUGAACAAAAAAUCCACGAGUUGAAGAAAGAGUUGGAAGAAAACAGUGAGGAGUUAAUCAGGAUUAAGGAAUGCUAUGUGCAGCUGGGCGAGGAAAGCCGCGAAUUGGAACGGAAAAUGAAGGAUGAAUUUGAGAAGGAGAAACAGUUGUUAUUUUCCGAGAAUGAAGCCAAGCUAGAGAAUGAAUUGCGAGCCUCUCUUGAAAAGCAGCACGUGGAGCAUCUGGAAAAGGCCAAAGAUCAGUGGAAGAGAGAAGAGAUGAAGCGAAUCAAUGAUGAAGUUAUGAAACAGAAGGGACUGCUUCUAAAGAACAUGACGGAAGCACAGUCCAAAGCAGUUGAGGAAGCUCUGUCAAAAGCUCGUAUGGAAUGGAACAGUGAGCAAUCUUCUAUCAUUGCUGAUGAAAUAGCUACGGCCAAGAGAGAAUGGAUGAAGGAUCAGAACGAUGAGUUAGAGAAACGUUUAGCUAAUGCCAUCGAAGAAGUGAGACGAAUCUGGGACGAAGAACAAAAGCUGAAAACAAAGGAGGAGAUGGUCAAAGUACGUGCAGAAUUGGAGAAAGCACACGGAGCAUCAUGUGACCAACAACUUAACCAGGCAGUUGAACUGGCUCUGUCCCAAGCCCACGCGGACUGGCUGAAGAACGAGGAAGAAAUGAGGCAGCGAGAGAUUGAUCAAGCUGUUGAGGUGGCCAUAACUAACGCAGUCGCCGAAGCUAAGAAGGAAUGGCAGAAGGAGUUUGUAGCUCAAGACAGCUUAUUACAAACCUCUCUCGCUCAAGAAAGGCACCGGUGGAAGAAGGAAGAGGAAUCGGUGAGAGCUAAAGCGGUAGAAGCUGCUGUGGCUAUUGCUGAAGUGAAGUGGUUAGAGGAUGAACAGAAGAAAAUCUCUGAAGCAGUGGAACAAGCCGUGAAGAUGGCGAGGGAAACGUGGCAAGAGGAGAAGAAACGGGAUAUAGCCAUGGCAGUGGAUUUGGCUAAACAAGAGUGGAUGUCCAGGAAAGAAGAUGAAGUGAACCUGGUCUUGGAGUCAGCCAGCUCUCAACUUGUCGAACAGUUUGAGCAGCAGAAGAAAGAGGCCGUGGAAAAAGCUGUUGGCGAGGCACGGUUGUUAUGGGAGAGGCGAUUGUCCGAGGAGAGAGCCUCAGAAAUUGCUUCCAUUAGGGAAGAAAUCUUCAGAGAAUUUGAAGAACAAAAGAAAGCGGAAAUUAUGGAAACCUUGGAAGAAGCAAAGGAAGCAUGGAUGGAGGAAUCUGAGGAACAGAAGCGUGAGGAAGUAAACGAAGCUAUGGCUUACCUAGAGUCCGAAUACAAUAAGAAUUUAGAAGAGUUCAAACAUAAGACAUUGAGAGAUGCUCUCGAGCAAGCCAGGAAGCAGUGGACUACUGAAGAACUUUCACAUCGAGAGGAGAUUCUCAAGGCUCGUAUAUUAGCAGCUCAAGAAGACUGGCGCAAAGAAAUUGCCAAGUCUACCCAGGAAGAGAUUGACCGAGCCUUGUCCACUGCCAGGAAGGCCUGGGCCGUUAAAGCUGAUGAAAAAUUUGAGAAUCGUGUCAGGGAAAUAGAGGCAAAUGUGCGACAACAGCUGGAGGCUAAAAUCCAAGAAGAAAACAAAAAAAAUAUAAAUGAAGCACUUCGGGAAGCAGAGGAAAGGUUUAGCUGCGAAAAAAGGAAAUUAGAAGAAAACUUUAAGCAAAAGAUCGAUGACUCUUCACGCCGUCAAUGGGAAGAUGAGAAGGCUCGUUUGUCGAAAGAACAACAAAACCAUCUUGAACGCAUGCGCAGUGAGUACGAAUCCAAGUUGGCUGAUCAGCGUGCUAAGAUUGAGAGGGAUCUGGGCGUGAGAAUGAGAGGCGAAGUAGAGAAGGCAAGAAGUGAUUUGAAUAAAGAACAACAGGAUUUAAGGGCCCAACUGGAUAAACAGUAUGAACAGAAAGCGAGAAAAGCGUUAGAAAACGCAAGAAUUCAGUGGGAAAAACAACAGCAACAAGAGAUCACCAAAAGUAACGAGGACGCUGUGAAGCGACAGCAGGAGUUGUGGGCAAACGAGAGACGGGAAAACCUGUCUACCAUGGAGAACAUGAAACACGAGCUAGCCGCGGUCAAGAAGGAAUACGCCAUGGCAAUAGAGAAACUAAAGAGGGAGAUGGCAGAGGAGAAAAAGAAAACUCAGCACAGCAUGAAACGGCGAGACUCAAGGGAUAUUGCUGCUCAGACCUUGCCACAAGCAGAAAGCGGUAGCGACACAAGUUUCAGCAGCGUGGAUCAUGAGUCAGCCACGCGUGGACUCCAUGAACUACGUCAACACUACUUGGAUACCAUCGCUAAGAUACGUGAUGACGUGUUGGAUCACGUGCACCAGACCAAGGCUAGCGCAGCCAAGAAGAUCAGGGGCGAAGUUUUAAAAGAACGUCACUCCACGGCCAAAAAGCUUCGUAAGUACUACCUUCAAUGUCUUAAGCAACUUCUUGAGGAAGAUCGUGUGGCUCUGGAGGGUAACAGGUCCCCUAUCAGUGCUGAGGAUAAGUUGAACAGAAUGGCUGAAGCUUUAAAAACGCUGAGUCCUGACAAGGAAUCUACCGGACAGCAUUUCCAACAACCUGAAGUGUAUGAAAGCGCUCAAACGCCUCGUUCGGCAUUAUUCACUGUGUUACGAACUUCAAGUGAGCCUGACGUCCGGGACAUGAAGUCACCACAUACGCCGACUCCCGUUAGACCACGUGAUGGCCUCCCUGAUGGAGCAAGCGACACAGCUCAGCCAAUCACAACAAAAGACAGAGCAUUUACUCCCAUAUUAGGAAGGUUACCACCAAUGGACGACUUGCUGAGAAAGAAACACUUGGCUCCGGAGAGGGAAUAUGAAAAUUUUUCCUCUAACAAGACAGAUAUUCGAGCCAUGAAGGCCGAUAAUGUGGCUAUUCCAGCUCUUAAACGUGCUGCAGACAUUAAUUCAGAGGACGAUGUUUCAGCACCUUCAGAUGAGAAAGAAAGACAGAUGGCAAAUGCACUUCAUGAGCGUGUACUCAAGCAUAAACCCUCUCCAACGUACAGGAGAACUGCAGCUUCACCUGCGUUCUCUACCAAGUCUUACGAGUCAGAUCAGUACAGUGAACUUCCUACAGUAAUUCACAUUUCAAGACGAGAAUCCAGUGGCUCAAAAGACAGCAAAAGCAAUCCAAGUCGUACCUCAGAGGCCAAGGAUGACACAAUCUCACCCAUCAGGCCACCAUCUGCGAAAAGUAGAAUAACUCAUGUUUUGCCUCGUGAAAAAAGGUUACAGGCCUCAGCAGGUUUACCUUCUAAGCCGCGGAUUGAUGUUCGAGCGAAACGUAUGCAAAAAUCUUAACAUUAGAGUCUUUACUCAGGCGUGAUCCACUUAUGGAAUGAAGCGUAGUCAUUUCCGGAUACAAAUGUUGACAGAACCGGGCGUUUGCACUCAGCUCGUUAGUAGUAAUGAGACUAAUUAAUCAAAUACCUGUUAGUUGGCUAACAGCUUAAGUGACAUUUCCUUCCUUCUUUGUACAAAGAAGUUUGCACUUCCACCCCGUGAGUGGAAAUUAGGUGCCCACGCACGAGCGUGUACAUGCCCAAAAAUUGUGUGAUUCGCUUUGAUACAGACGGUAGGUUAGCUUUUGCAAAAAAAUGGCGAUGUACACUCAAAGAGAAGAGAAAAAAGUAGAAAAGAUCAGUAGUUACAUGUAGUCAAACAUGUAAUUGCUUAUUUUUGUAAAACUAGUCAAAAGGUAUCUUUUUGUACAUAGGAAUGUUUCUAUUCCGGUUGUAUAUUAGUAUUCUUUUCUCUGGGAGUCUCUAAUUUAUUGAUCAAAUGAUUCCAAAAAAAUUGGAAUUUUCAAUAAACGUAAAUUCCAAUCUCUUCCGGAUGUUCUUGAAGCAACAUUGUUUUAUAGUUCUAACGGCCCCAACCAAAGUUUUAAGACUUUGAAAAGGUUUAAACAAUGGACGCUGCCUUUGCAUGUUUAGCUAUGUAUUAAACGUUCUGUGUUUAUCAGGAAGAGAAUACAUCUGGCGAAAAAUUC